Molecule: messenger RNA, 4265 nt
Organism: Anguilla anguilla (European eel)
Lineage: Eukaryota; Metazoa; Chordata; Actinopteri; Anguilliformes; Anguillidae
Gene: tbc1d10c
Product: TBC1 domain family, member 10C
Exons: 10
Coding region: 150-3983 (1277 amino acids)
Source: RefSeq, a predicted model, not a curated record
GGCAUCACACCCCCACUGGCUUCUUGGCGGAAGUUUCCCUUGCCUUGCUAACGAUCUCUGCUUUACUGCAUCUUUUCUUUACCAGAAUUACCUCACCAGCAAACUUCUCACUAAAUGAACUGACAGAGGAAACUACAAUCUGAGUCGUUAUGGAGCCUAUGUCGACCCAGGUUGACCCAAAUAGUGAAGACAGUUCCAGUUCUGAUAACAUGUCUCUACUGAACAUUGGACUGCCAGCCUCGGAGACAGAUCGUUUUGGGUUUAUACUGGGCACCGGCUCUACUGUUGGAGCUGAAGGCCCGCCCCCUGAGGUGAUCAGACAAAGGGAGACAAAAUGGCUGAACAUCAUCGGCCAAUGGGAUCACACUUUGCUGAAGAAGACCAACAAGGUGAAAGAACAGUGUCGGAAGGGUAUCCCAGCAUCUCUCAGGGCUCGGUGUUGGCCUCUACUUUGCUAUGCCACAGAGAGGAGGAGUAAAAACAGGAGACUUUACCAGACACUUGACUCCUCCCCUGCCCUGCAAACCUGGGUGGAUAUGAUUGAGAGAGACAUCGACAGGCAGUUCCCUUUCCACGAGAUGUUCCUCUCUAGAGACGGCCAUGGGCAACAGGGGCUAUUUCGGGUCCUGAAGGCUUACACGCAGUUCAGGCCUGAUGAGGGGUACUGUCAGGGGCAAGGACCUGUGGCUGCAGUGCUUUUGAUGAUUAUGCCUGCUGAGGAAGCAUUCUGGUGUCUGGUUCAGAUCAGUGAGCAAUACCUUCCUGGGUACUACAGCCCCCUGCUGGAGGGUGUGCUGUUCGACGCAGCCAUGCUCAGUGGUGUGCUGCACAGGGUGUGUCCCUCCGCACACAGGCACCUGCUCAAACAUGGUGUAGAGCCACUCAUGUUUGCUACAGACUGGCUGAUGUGUCUCUAUGCCCGACACCUGCCUUUCAGCACCCUGCUUAGAGUCUGGGACCUGUUCUUCUGCUACGGUGUACGGGUGUUGUUCCAGGUGGCAGUGGUGCUGGUACGGCGGGCAUUAGGGCGGCAAGUCCAGAGGGAGGAGUGUGAAGGCCAGAUGGAGACCCUGGAGAGACUACGCGGCAUCAAGGCCCAGGUUCCACCAGAGGACGACACUUUCAUUGAGGAGGUGUGCUCAGUCCCUCUCUCUGGCAGGGACCUGGAGAGAGAGACGGAGAGAGAGCUAGAGAGAUGGAGAAAAGAGCGCCCAUCCUCAACCUUUGACCCUCGCAACCGUUGCCAUGGCUACCAGGCGGCCUGGGUGAAAGGGCAGGAGAGGGAGGAGCAGCAGAAGAGGGCAGAGAGAGAGAGGGGAAACCUCUCCCUCCCUCCCCUGCGCUCUCCCUCCUCCCUCUCUCCUUCACUCCUCAGGAAGAGGUGGAAGAGAGGGAGCAGGGGAGAAGCAGGCAAAAGAGAAGUGGGCGAAGCAGGAGAACGAGAGCAAGGGAGGCAGGCUGGAGGGAAGGCAGGAGCGGCUGAAAAGUGGGGCAGGGGGAAUGGGAGAGAAAGAAGCAGGAGGAGUGAGAGAGAAGAGGAGGUGCAGCACAAUAAAGCAGCUCACAGAGAUCCCUUAAAGUGCCCAUUCACAAGCAUGGCGGGAAACUCAGCCCAAACCACAGAUGGAUUGCCACACUGUGCCACACAACAGCACAGCACCAGAACUGCUCCCAAUCACGGCCAUACAAGCACGGACCAGCCUCAGGAUGGAGCAGGCAGAUCCACGAAUGGGGACAGCACCCAUGCCAAACCGAUACCUCACACCGUGGUACGACCCAGCCCAGCGAACCAGCUGGCUGUUUCCAUGGAGACGACUCUUGAGUAUGGCAUUGUGGAAGGUUCUGCCAUGUUGAGCCAGACGCACACCAACUUUAUGGAGGGGCCUGGUGGAUCAGCAAAACCUGUAACAAUAAGCAGGACCAGCAUUUAUGCUCAACACAGUGCUACAGAAACACCCAGCGCUAGCUCCCUGGUUUGGGGUAAAACAGUGGAGAGCCCAGAGAGCGAUUUGGAGCAGAAUGAUGAUGUGGGCUUAUGCCAGGAAAAAGAAGACAGAUUGGGUGGGACAGACAAGCAGCAAAUAGGCUCUGCUUGCAAUAAUCUUGGUAUUCAGGAACUUCAGGGGUCUAAUCAACAGGUCCUCCCUAGCCCAAGGUGGGUAGAACAGUCUGAACACUUGCCUGUAAAUCAUGAUGGGUCUCUGGGAAAUAUUCCCCAGGGUGAGCAGGACUCCAGCGGGUGCUCUGAGGGGGAUAUUUCGCAGCAGCUAGAGGACUCUGGAAAUGUGGAACUACAGGGGGGACAUUCCGGGGACACUGCCCAGACUGGGGUGCCAGGCAAUCACAGUCCAGCAGGAGACCAUCCAGGCCCCCUCACAGGACAGGGGCUGUCCCAGCAGGGGGAGACUGAAAGUGAGAACCUGCUCAGCCCCUCCCUAUUGGUUGAGAGACCCAAAAUGGAGCAAGCCCCCAAAGGUGGGACAGAGGCAGGCUGUGAAAGGUUACCAGUUGUACUUUUAGAUCAGGGAGAGGGGACACCUGUGCUAGAUCAGGAAAAGGGUUCACCCGUGUUAGAUCAGCGAGAGGGGUCAACUACAGCACAUCAGACUGAGGGGCCAUUUGUGCUUCAUCAGGUUGAGGAUUUACCUGUUGCACCUGUAGAUCAGGUUGAGGAGUUACACAUUAUAUCUUUAUUAGAUGAGGCUGAAGGAUUACCUGUUACACCUGUGUUAGAUCAAGUAGAAGGGUUACCUGAUAUACCUGUAUUACAUGAGGUUGACAGGUUUCCCGUUAAACCUAAAUUAGAUCAAGUGGAAGGGUUACCUAUUACACCUGUAUUAGAUCAUAGUGAAGAGUCUCAUGCAGUAGAUCUGGUUGAGGGACCACCUGUAUUAGACAAAGGUGAGCAAUCACCUGUAACACCAUUAUUAGCUCAGGUUGAGGAGGCAGGUUCACAGCAAAAUGUUGUGUCUGAGCCACAGCUGCCCACCAAAGCCCUGUCAUUCACAGAGGUUAUCCCCUUUAGCUCCACACACAGCGAGGAUUCCACUGUGGGACCAACGAGUGAGACUCUGCCAGGACACACAGGGGGCGUGUCUGAGCGACUGCCCUGCCUCCCUGCUCAGGUGGGACAGACAGCCCAGGAAAGAGAUCCCCAUCAGGAAGAAGCCCAGCCCACAGGGACUGACCCAACACCACCAGAAGGUGACCUGAUCUCUCCAGAGGACCAGAGCAGAUCUGGGCAGAUACCCUCCCCUGCAGGACCCUGCCCCAUUGUGGAAAAGGGCAGUGGGGUGUACAGACCACGGCGUGCCCCCUGCGGCAAAGCGUCCCGUUCCCGCACACUGUCCGAGGACACAUUCAGAGACUCAAAUCACACCGGCUCUGAAGCCACAUCUAUAAUCAGCCCGUCCAACCACACCCCCCAGGAUAUCGGCAAGCGUGACCCCUCCCACCAGGACAAGAGCAGCCCCUUUCCGUCAUCCAAUCCGGUGGACACUCCGCGUCGCUUUGCUCUCUUUCGUAUGCUGAGAGGGGACCGCUCCAAAGACAGGAAGGGAGGAGAUGGCGGUGAGAAGAACCAUAAGGCAUCAUCACCCAAAAUGACAGUGCCCACCAUACUUAUACAAGACUUCAGUGAUGGGGUGGGACCAGGCGUGACCGGGGAAGGGUCAGGUAUGGACGAGGCCGGAUCAGGCAUGGCCAUGGCUGAGGCAGCAUCCGGUGUGGCUGGGGAUGGCCUCAGCUCCAAGCAGCGGAGAAGGGGGAGAAGGGAGCAGGAGAGGAGGGAAAGAGAGGAAGAGAAGGCCAGGAAGAAAAGAGAGAAGGUGAUGGAAAAAGAGAAGGACAGAGAGAGGAAGAAGCCGCAGACCAGGGGGAAGAGUUUUCAUGCACACAGUGAUAUUCCUCGCCCUGGAAACAGCAGCUGUACAACACCAGGUUCCAAGAGAAACUCUGCCCCAUUUUUUGACACAAUCUUCUAAAGAUGCAGGGAAUGGGGGGUGGGGGGAAGGGGAGAGAGAGAGAGAGAGAGAGAGAGAGAGAGACAUAAACUGGAAACAUUGGAGUGUACAGAAUGUAGAUAAGACAAGAAAUCUGGAAAAUAAGAAUAUUUUAAUUUGAGUUUGUAUAUUAAUUGAAAUCCAUGUUGACAUUAAUACAAAAUAGCAGAAAUUAUUACUCCAAGUUUUUUCCUUUAUUCUAAUUCUUCAGUCUUGGAUUUCGUCUUCACAGCUCAAUGGUAUAAUAAAGCAGAAGUUACAUUU